GUGCAUCCAAUCCCUCUUUCUAUUACUGUCAUAAAGACCUGCUUUCCUAUAAGAUUGCCGUAUAACAGACAACAGUACACGAUGAGUGAGUGCAUCCACUCCCUGUUCGAGGACCAGGCCAACCACUCCCUGGACGAGGUCCGCGAACGCCUGGUCGAGCUCGAGGACCGGGAGGCGAUGCUCAAGCUGCCCGCCAUCUUGUUUGUCGGGAUCGUCCUCCUGGCGGGACUGUUCGGCAACCUGCUCGUCUGCGUCGUGUACUACCUCAAGUUCCCGGCCAGUACGUCGAAAUACUUCAUCCUCAGUCUUGCCGUCUUCGACCUCCUCAACUGCACCAUCGCCAUCCCCGCCGAGAUGGUCGACCUGCGAUACGACUACCACUUCAACUCCCCGACCAUCUGUCGCAUAAUGCGGUUCACCAUCACCUUCAACACGUCGGCGUCUGCGGGGACGCUGCUGGCGAUCGCCGUCGACCGCUACCGGAAAAUCUGCCGACCUUUCGGGAAGCAGAUGUCGUUGAUGCAGAUAAAAUUCUGCAUAGUCUGUGCCGUGAUGGCUUCGUUGACUGUGUCGUGGCCCGCGACGCUGUUGUACGGGAGGAAUACCCGGAUGUACGAAGGCGUCGAGGUAUUCGACUGUUCCUUCGACGAUAGCGUGAAGGACACGUCUUACCCGCGUGUUUACAUCGUCGUCAUGACGAUACUGUGCAUAGCCUCCAUUGGAAUUCUUAUCGUAUUGUACGUACUGAUCGUCAUGAAAGUAUGGCGGCAGAAACAAAAGCGGAAGAAGAUCACGUCGUCCAACUGGAACAAAUCGUCGCCUUCUCCGUCAAUUGCGUCAUCGGCAAGGCGUCUGAACUGCACCAACAACGACGGCGCCAACGACCUCUCGGGGCUUCAGCUUGACGCAGACGUGACCAAUGACGUCAAGAGGAAACAGACUUCCGGCCAGAGCCAGUCGAUCAAAACGACUCUAAUGUUGCUUGUUGUGACUGCUGUUUUCGUGGUGAGCUUCAUUCCGUAUUUCACGCUGAUGAUCGUCAAGAGUGCUGUCGGUUAUUUCGAAGACGAUCUCCACUGUAACCACUCGGCGAUGGUGGCCUAUAAACUGUUUCUAAGAUCAUUCUUCAUCAACAGUGCCGCCAAUCCGUUAGUUUACAGUUUCUGGAACGACAAAUUUCGAGUCGAGUGUAAACUGUUUCUUACAAAUAUUUUCUGUCAUCCUUCUACAUGUUCUGGCAAUCUUAAGAAGGACGCAUUUGGCUUGGACACUCCCACCAGACUUAAAAAUAUAGAAAUAGUCAUUGAUGAAUAACGUUAGUGUUGCUAGGAAAGACAGGGCAGAGAGAUAACUGUGUUGGGGGAAGGUUGGGGGCCUGCAUACAGAUGUCACUGUUAUAGGCAAUGUAGAGGCGGCUGCAUGACUGUUUUCUAUGAGAGGGAGUGCAAAAUAACAAAAACACCGCAUCUCUAGUACACCAAAUCAAAAUUAGAAAUGCAUAAUAUAAAGGCAAUAUGUCUUCAGAGGAAGCCAAUAGACAAGAUAUUGUACCAUUCCUACUACAAAGUAACCAUUACAUUCGUGCUUUAAACAGUUUUUGGAGAACUCUGAAUUCUCCCUGCCAUAUGAAGGUCUUGAAACUAAUAAAUGGCACACACACUAUCUCUCCUCCCCCCCCCCUCCUGCUUUCUCUCUCUCACACACACAUGCACGCACACACACGUACCUCCACGGUGUUUCGGUCUGUUUUUGUUUGUUUCUUUGGACCACUCUCCAGGACGUUUUUGAAUCGUAAAUGGUCUUAGACCGUGGUCAGAUUUAUCCGUUGUUUUUCUAAUCCGCACGCUCUACCGCACAAGUUAUCCGUCAUCCGCCAUAUUGGAUUGCAUUGAAGACGGGUGUAAAUGUGUGGAUGAGAACAAUAUAAAAGAGACAAAGAAACAAAGUAAAAAAGAAACCCCUGAUAAAUCAGACCGCUGUCUUACAUCUAGUGAUGAAUACGUUGUUAAAUAUGUGCUUCUGUCAUACCAUCAUACAUGUGCCUUCACCAAUUGACUUUGAGCGACAGGCAGUGCUACUGACAUGGAAACGAAAAUGAUUGACCACAAACGAAAGAAAAGAAAUCGGAUAUAAAUACAAUUGUAUUCCGUUGGCUCGAAUCCCGUCGGUGCUCGAGAAAGUGUUCGACCCAUCGGGUAGUUCGGCCUAACCAAUUCGGUCAACCAAACGUGUAACUUGCAGUGCCGGAUUUAUAAGGGGCAAAGGGGGUAAUUGCCCCGGGCCCCCCUGCCAGAGGGGCCCCCCCCCCCCAGAUUAAGGACUUCCUUUAUGAAAAAAAUGUAAUAAUUAUAAAAUGAGUUCAUUUUUUUUAUUUGUCAUGUAAUUUAAUUUUUAUGUUGAGGGAACCUCGAACCUGAAGUGUCCCGCCCCCCCCCCCCCCCCCCCCCCCCCAAGGUGCGUGUAAGUGUAACUCGGAAAUUCUUGCUUGGUUCGAUUUGUGGUGUAAUCGACCUUUCUGACUUCGACCCAACGAUAUUCUAAUAUAUUACUUUUAAGAUGAAAGAAGCAUUGCCAGGAACAAUGAUCAUUACUGGUGCUAUUUUGAAAUGAUCAAGAAUGGGACCAAAAUAUUAUGUUGUAUUGCUUUAUCAAAAUAACGAGUAUGUGUAACGUUGAUAUUCUCUGUUGGCAGUGUUUGUUGAAUUUGCUAUGUCGUGUGUCAACGAAAUGUAUUCAUUUACUUGGUAUGUAUGUGAUCUGAUGACAUUAAAAAACAUCGAAUCUC
Messenger RNA from Gigantopelta aegis, 2785 nucleotides. RefSeq names its product orexin receptor type 2-like. Bases 82 to 1314 code for a protein of 410 amino acids. The record is from RefSeq and is a predicted model, not a curated record. The transcript is spliced from 2 exons. Gene Ontology annotation, biological process: G protein-coupled receptor signaling pathway. Gene Ontology annotation, cellular component: membrane. Gene Ontology annotation, molecular function: G protein-coupled receptor activity. Lineage: Eukaryota; Metazoa; Mollusca; Gastropoda; Neomphalida; Peltospiridae.